Blumeria graminis f. sp. triticale is the source of this 408-nucleotide messenger RNA. The record is from the annotation of a GenBank genome assembly. NCBI's taxonomy places the organism in Eukaryota, Fungi, Ascomycota, Leotiomycetes, Helotiales, Erysiphaceae.
AUGGACCAACUAUCAGAAUUAUAUGAAAACACCUCUUUAAAACCACUAGAUUCUUUACUUGCCCAAUUUAGGGUCGAGUUUGACCCCGAAAAUAACCCAAUGGAUGGUAAAUGUAUCUCGCAAUGCUCCAAAUUACUAGCUGACUUUCAAGCAAUUAACAACUUGAUACUUGAUCUAAGAGUUUACACUAGGAAUUUACAAAAUAAUGCUGCCAUCGUGAAACUUCAAAAUAAGCUUGUCUUUUUAAUGCACUACAUAGCACUCCAGAGAGUCUGUGUUUCCGAUUUUGGAGACGUUAUUGAAUCAAUAAAUAGCCAUGCCAGCGAUCGUGUUAUCUGGUCUAAUGUCAUUGAAGUUGCGGAUCUAUGUUAUGAAGACGAGGUCAGGAGUAGACAGGGGUAUUGCUGA